Molecule: messenger RNA, 3756 nt
Organism: Candida dubliniensis CD36
Lineage: Eukaryota; Fungi; Ascomycota; Pichiomycetes; Serinales; Debaryomycetaceae
Exons: 1
Coding region: 1-3756 (1251 amino acids)
Source: RefSeq, a predicted model, not a curated record
AUGGUGUUAUACAAACGUAAACAAGUCAAAAUCAUUCCACCAGAUGAUCUACCUGAAGAUUUGACUACUCAAGUUUGGUUUAUACCAGAAACUAAAGAAUGGUUUCUACUGUACAGUGAUUAUAUCAAAAGAAUGGAUUAUUUGAAAACUAGAAAUUUUGUUUGUGAAAUUACUGGGAAUAGUUGUUUAACCUAUUUUGAAGCUUUACAAAGUGAAGAACAAGAAAUCACAGAAGUUGAAAAAAAUUUCCCUGAAGCAUUAAAAGAACAUAUUUUACGAUUUUUACAAUUUAAUCGAAUUUCAAGAUUAGAUAUGUUAGUUGAUAAUGUUUAUCAAGUUUUCAAAAAUGAUUAUUUCCCUGGUGAAACCAUUUUUCUUCGUGGCAUUGAUAAUAAUAAAGAACAUUCAGUAAAACAACGAGGAACAAUUAGAGAAAAAGUUCAAUAUGGACAAGAUCAACCUACUAAAUAUCUUGUGGCAAGAUUGAAUGAUAAUCAUCAAGCUAUUGUUACGGAACAAAAUAUAUCAAGAGAUAGAAAUCAUUUCACUAAAUGGUUAAUUAAAACAUUUAUCAAAUUAACCAUGUCAAGAUCAUAUAAAGUGGGGGCUCCAUGGGUUGUCAAAACAAAAUAUGCAAAACAAUAUGGAAUUCCUACCACUUAUCCCGAUGAUCUAAAACAAUUUGCUGAUACUACUCCUACAGGAGAUAUUGUAUUCAUUCAACCUAAAAAGAAGCGUGGACCUCAACCGAAAAUAACUGAAACUCCACCAAAACCACCAAAACCUCCAAAACCUCCAAAACCUGCAAAACCUGCAAAGGAACCUAAAAAACCCAAGAAAAUUGCUAUUAAAACCGAACGUAAACAAGCAACUCCAGCAUCUCAAAAACCUAUUGUACCAAUUGCACCAACCCCACCUGUUGUGGUGGUUCCUUUUAAAAAGAAAUUUCCAACUCAUUAUAUUCCUGAUGCCAUAAUGAAAGAAUAUGAAGAGGAAGAAGCAAAAGGUACUCCAUCAUUUGGUUUAUCACAAUUUCAACCUACGAAAAAAAAUAUUGUCGAAGAUUUAGAAUUAAAAUUUGAUUUACAAAAUUCUAAACCACUUCCUAAAAUAUUGUCAUUACCAGAAAAUGCCAAAUAUUGGAAUCAACAAAUAAUUGAAGAAGAAGAACAACAAGAAGAAAGUAUGGAUGAAAUUGAACGGAAACGAUUAUCUUGUUAUGGAUUACCUUCUAUUCUGGAAGCAUUACAAUCAUGGAUAUUUCUUAAUGUUUAUCAUAAUAUAUUGAAUAUUGAUACAUUUACAUUUGAUGAUUUUGUGUUUGCUAUGGGAUGGAAUGGUGAUCAAUUUUCUGAAGAUGGACGUUGUGAAUUAUUGGAUGAAAUUUGGUGUGCUGUUUUGAGUACAAUAGUUUCUAAUGAAUUACCAACCAACAAGGAAGCCAAAGAUUAUAAAGAAAGAGACGAAAUCUAUGGGUUGACUAUAAGUUUGCCCGAAAAGGACGAAAUCAAUGAAGACAGUGACGAUGAAGAUGAAGAUGAAGAUGAAGAUGAAGAUGAACAUGACAAUAACGACAAUCAAGAUAAAAAGGGAGAUAAAAUUGAAGAGGAUAAACAGCUCAACCAGGAUGGAAAGCAAGACAAUGAUACCAAUUCAGAACAAAUAUCAUCAAAACCAAAAGGAGAUGAUUCAGAAGAUCAUGGUUCUGAAAGUGAACUGGAAGAAAAACAAUUGGAUAUUGACACUGAACAAAGUGAAUCAGAAGAGAAUGAUAAAGAUUCAAAUAUUGAAAAACCUGUUGUUACUCAUAAUGCUUAUGAAUGUAUGAAUCAUAGAGGUACUUCAUGGGAUGAACGUUUGCGUAAACGUAAUUUCAAAGAUGGUAAUUGGCAAUGUAUAUUAUUAGGUGUAUUGUCAUUAGUGGAACAUGUACCUGAAUAUGAGGCAACUAUAUAUAAGAUUUAUCAUAAAUUGGCUCCUAAAGAUAAACCAGCAACUGCAUUGUCGGUAAGAAAUCAAUUUUAUGAUGAACUUGAUAUUGAAUUAAAAUUCAAAGCAUUAAAUAUUCUUGUUGAUUUGGUAAUCAGUAGUCCUUUGGUAAGAAAUCAUAUUGAUGAUUGUCUUGAAAAUCUGACACUGUUAAGAAGAAACAGAUUAGAUAAUUUAAAGGAAUACAAAACUGUAUUGGAACAAGCCCAAAAAGCCCAUCAAUACAUUACUACCAAAAUUGCAACCACAAAUGUUUCACAGUUAGAUCAAUCACCACCAUCACCACCACCACCACAACAACAACAACAAAUAGAACAACCAUCAGAAGUGAAAAAGGGAUUGGAUCUUAAUAAUCUUGAAUUAUCUGAAGCUGAACGUUUGCUUGGUGAACAAGAUAGUGAAUUUCAAGAACAAUGUAAUAUUAGAAAAGACGCUAUUAUUAAGUUGAACCAAUUGAAGGAAGCUAAACGGGAAAUUGAACAGAAAUUGACUGAAUUAGAUUGUCAAAGAGUGAAAUUAUUAGGGAAAGACCGACUUUAUAAUAGGUAUUGGUGGUUUGAAAAUAAUGGAUUGCCAAAUUUACAUUCUGGAAGGAAUAAUGAAGAUGAUGAAGAUGAUGAAGAGAAUAAUGACAAUAAGAAGGAAGUAGAAGAGGAAGAUGUUGAUAGUGAUAAUGAAACUGAUGAUGUUCAUGAUGAAACUUAUCUUAUGGGGAGAUUAUGGGUCCAAGGACCUUCCAAUAAUGAUAUUUCUAUACAUUUCAAAACUGAUUUGAAAAAUGCCCAAGAAUUUCUGGAAAAAAUUGAUAAGAUACGACUUGAGAAUGAUGGACAAGAAUUUGACAAUGGAAAACUAGAUCCAGAUAACAACAACAACAACAACAACAAUAGCAGCAGCAACAACAGCAGCAGCAGCAAUAACAGCAACGCUAAUAGUAAUAAUAAUAAUAAUAAUAAUAGAGUAAAGAAAUUGAAUUUUAGUAAACUUCCAUCACAACUUAUUACAACUGUGCGGGAUUCAUUUGCGCUUGAUGUUAAAGAGAAAGAAAUUUUCACUCAAAGUGGAGAAAAAUUAAUAGAUGAAGAAGGAUCAUUUAUACUCCCACUUGCAAAAUUAUCUAAUUUACAACGUAAAUGUAUUGAAGAAUUUCCUGAUCCAUUAAUGACUGGACUGGAUUGGAGAUAUUAUGAUAAACCUGAAGAUAUUACUAAAUUGAUUUCUUGGUUGAAUCCAUGGGGUAAACGAGAAUCACUUCUUCGGAAAGAAUUAUCACUUGUUAAAGAAGCCAUUAUAUCUAGUAUGGAAGCGAGAAGAAAAGCGCUUUGGUUAGAUCAAACCCCACCUGAAGAAUUAGAAAUAUCUGACAACAUUAAGAAAUUAGAAACAAAAUUAUCUGGAGGUGGUAAUGAUAAUGAUAAGGAUAAUCUUUUUCUGAAAGAUACUACUAUUGCUGCUGGUGGUGGUGAAGAAGGUGAUGAUGAUGUAGUAUUAACUUCUGGUUCUAAACGUACAAGGAGAUCUACUGGUUCUAGAAAAAGACAAAAAGUAGUCACUGUUCAAGAUGCUUUGGAAUUUGGCGAACCAGAGGAUAUAAAUAAAAUGAUUCAAAAUUUAGAAGAAGAAUUAGUGGAAAAGAAAGAUAAUCGAGAAAUCAAUCGAGUAUUAGAAUGGGUCAAUUCUCGAGCAUUAGAUUUAUUUGAAAAAUCGUUAUAUGAAGGUGGAGAUAAACAAAAAUCAAAUACUAAAUCAAAACAAAAGAAGAAAUAA